Molecule: messenger RNA, 940 nt
Organism: Nicotiana tabacum (common tobacco)
Lineage: Eukaryota; Viridiplantae; Streptophyta; Magnoliopsida; Solanales; Solanaceae
Source: RefSeq, a predicted model, not a curated record
AAUCUUAAGGCCCAACCAACCCUCCUUCCUCCUUCUGCACUCUGGGCCCUCUUUCUUGUCUUUCUCUCUCUCACACACACGUACACAUAGUUGUUGCAGCUUGACAUCAUUAUAGCCUUGUGUGUAGCUUUUAUGCAAAUUCCAUUCCUAAACAGCCUUUCAUUAUUUCUAAGAAACCCAACUUUCCUUAAUUUCUGCUUAAGGGUGCAAGACCAAAGAUUUGCUUUUUGCUUUUACUUGCAUCUUUGAAGAGAAAUUUCUAGUGUUGACCCUCAAAUAUUUUGUCUCAGGUUUGAGUUGGUUAGAAUGGAGACACAAAAUGGUAGCAAGUCAAAGAUAGAUGAUUAUGAAGUGAUAGAGCAAAUUGGAAGAGGAGCUUUUGGUGCUGCAUUUCUUGUUCUUCAUAUAACUGAGCAGAAGAAAUAUGUUCUGAAGAAGAUACCUUUAGCAAAGCAGUCAGAGAGGUUCAAGCGUACUGCACAUCAAGAGAUGAAUCUGAUAGCUAAGCUAAGCCAUCCAUAUAUCGUGGAGUACAAGGAUGCUUGGGUCGACAAGGGGAACUCUAUAUGCAUCGUUACCAACUAUUGUGAAGGUGGAGAUAUGGCAAAGAUCAUCAGGAAGUCAAGAGGCACACUCUUCCCAGAAGAGAAACUCUGCAAAUGGCUGACUCAGCUAUUACUGGCAGUGGAUUAUCUGCAUUCCAACCGUGUUCUACACAGAGACGUGAAGUUGUCUAACAUUUUUCUCACAAAGGACAAUGACAUCCGGCUAGGUGAUUUUGGAUUAGCAAAACUUUUAGAUGGAGAAGGCGGUCUUGCUUCCUCGGUAUGAGUUCUCUUUAUAUUCAUACAGCUAUAGUGGAAAAAUCAGCUCCUGCUUAUUAAUGACAAACUAUGAUCACCUACACAAUGACUCAAUAUGCUUAAGUAGUUACUAGAUA